AUCUAAUAACUAGUAGAGCCCAGUAUGAAGUGCCUAACGCUGCUUUUCUUGGCGCUGAUAACGCUUGUCGGCCGUGCUCCAUGGACAGAGGGCGCCAAGAUCUUGGCCACAUUUGCGUUUCCGGGUCGCUCCCAGUACAUAUUUGCCGAGGCGUACUUGAAGGCGCUGGCAGCACGCGGCCAUGAGGUCACCGUGAUCAAUACAUUCGAAAACAAGCCAGUGCCGAAUAUGCGAUUUAUAUCGGCGCCCAAAAUACACGAGCAUUACGCAGAGGCCAUACAGCUAAUGCAGGCCGACGAGUCGUUCUUGCAAAAGCAGAGGAGCUUCAGCUGGCUGCUGGAAAUGAUAGCCGAAUGCCUGUUGGAGAACGAGUCAGUGCAGGAGUUGCUCAGGUCCGGCGAAACGUUCGACUUGGUCAUUGCCGAGGUGCUGCACACGGAAUCGCUGUACGGCUUCGCUCAGCACUUCAAUGCGACACUCAUGGGCUUUUCGACCUAUGGCACCGAUUACAAUAUCGACGAGCUCAUGGGCAACAUAUCGCCGAUGGCCUACAAUCCGCUUAUCAGCUCACCUCGGUCCAAUCCCAUGAGCUUCGUCGAGCGUCUGGAGAAUAAUUUGGAAAUUUGGCUAGAAAAAUUAAUGUACGUGUUCUACCACUAUCCCAAGAUGGAGAAACAGUACUCGAAAUACUUUCCCAAUGCAACACGAACUCUGCCCGAGGUGCUGGAUAGCUUUACCCUAAUGCUGCUGGGCCAACAUUUCUCCGUGAGCUACCCGAGACCGUACCUGCCCAAUAUGAUUGAAGUGGGCGGCCUUCACAUCUCGCACAAGCCGAAGCCGCUGCCCGAAGACAUCAAACAGUUUAUCGAAAGCUCCGCUCAUGGCGUCAUCUAUUUUUCGUUGGGCUCCAAUGUGAGGAGCAAAGACUUGCCCGUGUCCACUAGGGAUACUCUGCUCAAAGUGUUUGGCAGCCUCAAGCAGCGAGUGCUCUGGAAGUUCGAGGACAAUCUGCUGCCCGGCAAGCCGGACAAUGUGUUCAUCAGCAAAUGGUUCCCCCAGCCGGACAUCCUGGCGCAUCCGAAUGUGAAGCUCUUCAUCACUCACGGCGGCCUGCUGAGCACCAUGGAGAGCAUCUACUUCGGCAAGCCGGUGCUGGGGCUGCCCGUGUUCUACGAUCAGUUCAUGAACGUGAAGCGCGCUGCGAGCAUGGGCUUCGGCCUGGGCUUGGAUCUGAUGAAUCUGAAGGCUUCAGAGCUGGAGCAAGCGAUCAACACUCUGUUAACUACGCCCAGCUAUGCGAGAGCUGCCUCGCUGCUCUCCAAGCGGUACCUGGAUCAGCCGGAGCCGGCCCUAGACCGGGCCAUUUGGUGGACCGAGUACUUGACCAGGCACGAGGACCUCUCCCACCUGCGCGCCCCCUCGCGGGACAUGAGCUUCAUCCAGCUGCACAGCCUGGACACCAUGUCGGUUAUUUUGGGCUUGCCCCUAAUCGGAUUGUAUCUGCUCUUCAAGUUGACUCGCCUGCUGCUGCGCGUGCUCUUUGGCAAUAAACGAAAAAAUGCGAAUAAGCAAAAAAAGCACUAAGACUCUGAUAAAAU
Molecule: messenger RNA, 1598 nt
Organism: Drosophila navojoa
Lineage: Eukaryota; Metazoa; Arthropoda; Insecta; Diptera; Drosophilidae
Gene: Ugt35C1
Product: UDP-glycosyltransferase family 35 member C1
Molecular function (GO): UDP-glycosyltransferase activity
Source: RefSeq, a predicted model, not a curated record